Molecule: messenger RNA, 2571 nt
Organism: Brachypodium distachyon (stiff brome)
Lineage: Eukaryota; Viridiplantae; Streptophyta; Magnoliopsida; Poales; Poaceae
Product: polyadenylate-binding protein-interacting protein 4
Exons: 15
Coding region: 221-1999 (592 amino acids)
Biological process (GO): cytoplasmic stress granule assembly
Cellular component (GO): cytoplasmic stress granule
Molecular function (GO): RNA binding
Source: RefSeq, a predicted model, not a curated record
GCCGAGCAAAGCGGAAACGCAUCCGAGGAAACGCAGCUGGGCACGAGUUGGCACCCGCCUGUACCCGCGCGGGCAAAGGGGCAGCAGGGGCAGCCGAGCCUAGCUAGGGUUAACUCGCUCUCCGCUCCCGAUUGCCACCACUGUGUCUCCCUCCCUCUCCAGAUCUCGCCCAACCUCACAUCGUCGCAGCCACCGCCGCCGCCGCCGUUCCGGAGGGAUAAUGAGUCGUCAGCAGCAACAUGCACCUCUUAGGACUCCAGCCAAUGGAUCCCCCCACCGAAAGCUCGAUAGGGAGGGUAGUGGAAGGCAUGAUAGUAAAUCAAACCUGAUGAGAUCUUCAUCUGGUGGUUUUACCAAUGCAGAAAAUGGAGGCAGACUAGGGCACUCAAGCCCUUCUCGGGAUCGACUAGUCUAUGUUAUGACACAAGUUAUUGGGCAUCAUGUCGAUGUGCAUGUAAAAAAUGGAUCUGUCAUCUCUGGAAUCUUCCAUGCAACAAACACGGACAAAGACUUUGGAAUUGUCUUGAAAAUGGCACAGCCAAUAAAGGAUAGUUCUGUGGGAGGACAAGGUAAUGCUACUGAUGUUGUUAGAAAGCCUGAGACCAUGAUAAUACCAGCACGGGAGCUUGUUCAAGUUUUCGCCAAGGAUGUAACACUUGGCGGUGAUGAGCUGCCAAAAGGUCCUGUCCAUGACAAAAGGAAAGACUUAAUGAUAGAUUCUGCAAUCUCUCGUUCUCAUUAUCCUGAAGAGAGAGAGCUUGAGCGCUGGGCACCAGAUGAGGGAGAUUCUGAUUGCAUCGAAUUGGAAAAAUUUGACCGAAAGGGGCAUAGGAGCUGGGACCAGUUUGAAACAAAUGCUGCUUUGUUUGGGGUAAAGAGUACUUUCAAUGAAGAUCUUUAUACCACAAAGCUCGAGCGAGGUCCUCAUAUGAGAGAACUUGAAAAACAUGCUUCAAGAAUAGCCCGAGAAAUAGAGGGUGAAGACACAGAAGAUAUCCAUCUUGCUGAGGAAAGAGGUUUAUACUUGGAUGAAGACUUAGAGCAUGAUGAAGAGAUAAGAUAUUCGGCAGUUCGCAGGGAUACUGAUACCUUCAAAAUCAAGUCACUUGUGAAUGCCCCAAGCAGUGUACAUCCUUUUGAUUCGCUUGCCAGGACAGGCAGCAUUGGUGCCAAAGAUUUACCGGUGUGUUCAUCAACAAUGGAUGAAGAAUCAUCUUCCCAUGUAUUUGGUGGUACACAUUUUUCUGUCACGGCUGCAACUAGCGAGCUAGCAUCUGAAUACCAGCCAAACAAGCUCUUGUCUGCUGAUGCCAACAGGUUGGAGGAUAAGUGGAGUAAAGAUAGUAGCGGUGACAAAGGCAACAGGAAUCCACAACCCAAGAAUACUUUCUCUGAAGGGGGCAAACCGCUGAUUUCUGAAGAUUUGGAUGCGGAACCUUCAAGGUCACAUGCAUCUGAGCCUUCAUCUUCUGGCCAAGGAAACAAAUCAUCAGAUGGUUUGACAGCAGAUAAUACUGUACCCAGCAAGCUUCCUUCUGCACCCAGGCCUGGUAGUUCCACAUCUUCGACAACUGAGCGUGUUGCUGCAAACUCCGUUGCAAGUGCUCCAGGCCUGUCACCAAGCUCUUCGAUGGGAUCUCUUAGCUCAGACAAAUCAAGUUUGAACCCAAAUGCUAAGGAAUUCAAAUUGAACCCUAAUGCCAAGAGUUUCACUCCCUUGACUUCUCUGAGGCCACCUCAUCCUCCAGCGACUGAUGCAGCAUAUUAUUAUCCUAACAACAUGCCGACUACUCCUGGACCUGGUUUACCAGUUGGCAUGGGGUUCCCGCAGGCAUACGGUGGCCAGCCAAUGGUUUACAAUGCUCAACCUGGAUCUUCUCCCCAAGGUUACAUGCAUCCUUCUGGUCCACAGUAUGGCCAGCAGAUGAUGAUUGGGCAGACCCGUCCUCUUUAUUAUUAUGCGCCUGAGAUGCAACAAUACAGAGGAAGGAACUUUUAGGUAGAUGAUUUUGUUAUGCUGCAAUGUGGAAGUCUGCAGCAAUCAAUCCCCAAUGGUGGGAUGCUAACCAGGCCAAUGCGCUGUUGCUGGCGAUGGUCGUUGACAACUCUGUGCUGCCAGGAUGAGAUCAUUGUUGCUCCGCCAACAGUGUUCCAGUCUGAGGCGGGUUAACUUGAAUUUAAUGUUAUCGCUUAUACCAUAGACGUGAUGUUGUAAAUUAAUUAAAAAUACCAGGUCAUUUGCUUGCGCCUGGGUUGAUAUUCAUAUAUGUGUGCGUCUGUUCGUUCUGUAAUAUUUGUGUCCUCUACAUCUUUCUGAUAUAAGAUUUUUGUGGGACUAAAAGAACUGAAAUAGCUUUAGAACCGUAGGUUUCCCUUUUGAGGCUGAUGUUACAGAGGUUUGUCGCAGUCAAGCGUACCGAUGAGCAUUUGCUAGUCUUCUGAGUCUCACAAUCCAGAGCUGCAAAAGUGGUUUUUCCCAGUGUACGAGUCUGUCAAAAUAUUAUCAUGCGCCGUCCAUUAUAUACAUUGUUAGUAACAGUGGGUAGUAACAUUUUGUUGGCCCGUUAGAAA